Blepharisma stoltei is the source of this 941-nucleotide messenger RNA. The record is from the annotation of a GenBank genome assembly. NCBI's taxonomy places the organism in Eukaryota, Ciliophora, Heterotrichea, Heterotrichida, Blepharismidae.
AUGAAGAACAAGAUUUUUGUAUGACUCUCUAUGUUUUGCUGCAAUAAUAAUGAAAAAGAAGCCGAAGAAAACAUUACAUCAAACAACAAUCAUUCUAUCAACGAAGCUGGAGUAAAUUCUGGGAAUCCUUUAAAGGAAAUAAGUGAAUUUGAGUCACACAACUCAUCAAAUGUAAAGGUAAAAACUCCAAAUAUAUCAGAAAUAAUAAAUCUAGCUCCACCUGACGCAAAAUGUUCAGAUAAAGGAAGCCCAAACUCAGGCUUAGUCUUAGUUAAAUUCCUUUUCUUCCGCCUUUUGGACGCCUCGCUUGCUUUCCUUGCCCUGCUCCCAGUGUGCACCUAAGUGCCACAGGCUACCACUCAGCUCCUUCCGGUCAUGGGGCUUGGUCAUGCUAUCCCGGAAGUAGGCGAACUGGGUCAUCGUGCUUCACGUCGCCAGACUAGGGUUAGAGCUAAGGAUUAACUCCUUAGCUCUUGUCGGCUCCUGCCAUGCCCUCCAAAUUGGCACUAGCGGUCCCUAGAGGAAAAACCCUUUUUGCCCCGUGUCCUAUCGGGACGACCCUAGGAUCGUCGUUGCUGGACUGGGAGGGAAACCUAGCCGCACACAAACGACCAGUACCCAUUCCAGACCUUUCCCUGGGCGGAUUGGCUUCAGGCCGCAGCAAGGUCCCCAAUCUCGCCACAGUUCCGGGAGAGGACGGGUCGGUGUCGUCGCCAUUUUAUUUGUGUAGCCCAAAAUCAGGAGAGGAAACCAAAAAAGCUUAUUUUUUCAGAAGUCCAACGUUUGGAAAACCCUCUUUUUCUGACCUUUGUCAGCAGUAUGUUGACAAAGAAGAAAGCACUGGCGGAACCAAAAUUAAAAUUGAAGGAAAAUCAGAGAAAAAGAGAAGAAGAAAGCGUAAAGAAGUGAGUAAGAAAAAUUCAAAGGACUCAAAGGAUUAA